This is a messenger RNA of Elephantulus edwardii (Cape elephant shrew), 4653 nucleotides long. It is a transcript of the gene SRGAP2, whose product is annotated as SLIT-ROBO Rho GTPase activating protein 2. The transcript has 22 exons. The record is from RefSeq and is a predicted model, not a curated record. Gene Ontology annotation, cellular component: cytoplasm. Gene Ontology annotation, biological process: negative regulation of cell migration; signal transduction. Gene Ontology annotation, molecular function: protein binding. NCBI's taxonomy places the organism in Eukaryota, Metazoa, Chordata, Mammalia, Macroscelidea, Macroscelididae. Bases 298 to 3510 code for a protein of 1070 amino acids.
AGACCCCAGGCCAGCCUCCGGGCGCUGCAGUUCUCCCGGCUAAUGCUGAGGCUGCGGCUCGAGCUCUCUCUAGCACAGGAUCUGCCGCCGCGCCCGGCCCCAGCGCCCACCGGCUGCAUGUGCGCGUCUUAGCCGCCUGGCCAGCCUGCAGCCCGCGCUCGCCGGAGCGCUGGAGACCACCGCGGGGGCCCCUGCUGCCCUUGGGAGAAUCGCUCUUGGAGGUAUUGAUUUUGGUGGCUGGAUUCUCCCCUUGGAUCUAUCAAUUCACUCUUCGAAUUUGGAAGAAAGAAGGAAAACAUGACGUCUCCAGCCAAAUUCAAAAAAGAUAAGGAGAUCAUAGCAGAGUACGAUACUCAGGUCAAAGAGAUCCGCACUCAGCUCACAGAACAGAUGAAAUGCCUGGACCAGCAGUGUGAGCUCCGGGUGCAGCUGCUGCAGGACCUCCAGGACUUCUUCCGGAAGAAGGCUGAGAUCGAGAUGGACUACUCUCGCAACCUGGAGAAGUUGGCCGAGCGCUUCCUGGCCAAGACCCGCAGCACCAAGGACCAGCAGUUCAAGAAAGACCAGAACGUUCUUUCUCCGGUCAACUGCUGGAAUCUCCUCUUAAACCAGGUGAAGCGAGAGAGCCGGGACCAUACCACCUUGAGCGACAUCUACCUGAAUAACAUCAUCCCUCGAUUUGUCCAAGUCAGCGAAGACUCAGGAAGACUCUUUAAAAAGAGUAAAGAAGUUGGCCAGCAGCUCCAAGACGAUUUGAUGAAGGUCCUGAACGAGCUAUACUCGGUCAUGAAGACAUAUCACAUGUACAAUGCCGACAGCAUCAGUGCCCAGAGCAAGCUCAAGGAGGCCGAGAAGCAGGAGGAGAAGCAGAUUGGCAAAUCGGUAAAGCAGGAGGACCGUCAGACCCCGCGCUCCCCUGACUCCUCGUCCAAUGUCCGCAUUGAAGAGAAGCAUGUCCGGAGGAGCUCAGUGAAGAAGAUCGAGAAGAUGAAGGAGAAGCGCCAAGCCAAGUACACGGAGAAUAAACUGAAGGCCAUUAAAGCCCGGAAUGAGUAUUUGCUGGCUUUGGAAGCAACCAAUGCGUCUGUCUUCAAGUACUACAUCCACGACCUGUCUGACCUUAUUGAUCAGUGUUGUGACCUCGGCUACCACGCUAGCCUGAACCGGGCCCUGCGCACUUUCCUCUCCGCUGAGUUAAACCUGGAACAGUCAAAGCACGAAGGUCUGGAUGCUAUUGAGAAUGCUGUGGAGAACCUGGACGCCACUAGUGACAAGCAGCGCCUCAUGGAGAUGUACAACAAUGUCUUCUGUCCACCUAUGAAGUUUGAGUUCCAGCCCCACAUGGGGGACAUGGCUUCCCAGCUCUGUGCCCAGCAGCCUGUCCAGAGCGAGCUGGUCCAGAGAUGCCAACAACUGCAGUCUCGCUUAUCCACCCUGAAGAUUGAGAACGAGGAGGUCAAGAAGACAAUGGAGGCCACCCUGCAAACCAUUCAGGACAUUGUGACCGUGGAGGAUUUUGAUGUGUCUGACUGUUUCCAGUACAGUAACUCCAUGGAGUCUGUUAAGUCCACGGUGUCCGAAACCUUCAUGAGCAAGCCCAGCAUUGCCAAGAGGAGAGCCAACCAGCAGGAGACAGAGCAGUUCUAUUUCACGAAAAUGAAGGAGUACCUGGAGGGCAGGAACCUCAUCACCAAGUUACAAGCCAAGCACGACCUGCUCCAGAAAACCCUGGGAGAAAGUCAGCGGACAGAUUGCAGUCUGGCCAGGCGGAGCUCAACUGUGAGGAAGCAGGAUUCCAGCCAGGCAAUUCCUCUGGUGGUAGAAAGUUGUAUCCGGUUCAUCAGCAGACACGGACUGCAGCACGAAGGAAUUUUCCGGGUGUCAGGAUCCCAGGUGGAAGUGAAUGACAUCAAAAACGCCUUCGAGAGAGGAGAAGACCCCUUGGCUGGAGACCAGAACGACCAUGACAUGGACUCCAUAGCUGGUGUGUUGAAGCUUUAUUUCCGGGGGCUGGAACACCCCCUCUUCCCUAAGGACAUCUUCCACGACCUGAUUGCCUGCGUCACAAUGGACAACCUUCAGGAGCGAGCACUGCACAUCCGGAAAGUCCUGCUGGUCCUGCCCAAAACCACUCUGAUCAUCAUGAGAUACCUCUUUGCCUUCCUCAAUCACUUGUCACAGUUCAGUGAGGAGAACAUGAUGGACCCCUACAACCUCGCCAUCUGCUUCGGGCCCUCGCUGAUGUCAGUGCCCGAGGGCCACGACCAGGUGUCCUGCCAGGCGCACGUGAACGAGCUGAUCAAAACCAUCAUCAUCCAGCAUGAGAACAUCUUCCAGAACGCCAGGGAGCUGGAGGGCCCCGUCUACAGCAGAGGUGGAAGCAUGGAGGAUUACUGUGAUAGUCCUCAUGGGGAGACUACCUCGGCUGAAGACUCAACCCAGGAUGUGACCACAGAGCACCACAUGAGCGAUGACGAGUGUGAGCCCAUUGAGGCCAUUGCCAAGUUUGACUACGUGGGCCGGACGGCCCGAGAGCUGUCCUUCAAGAAGGGGGCGUCCUUGCUGCUGUAUACACGGGCUUCUGACGACUGGUGGGAAGGCCGGCACAAUGGCAUUGACGGACUCAUCCCCCAUCAGUACAUCGUGGUCCAAGACACCGAGGACGGUGUCGUGGAGAGGUCCAGCCCCAAGUCUGAGAUUGAGGUCAUUUCUGAGCCACCUGAAGAAAAGGUGACAGCCAGAGCGGGGGCCAGCUGUCCCAGUGGGGGUCAUGUAGCCGAUAUUUAUCUUGCAAACAUCAACAAGCAAAGGAAGCGGCCGGAAUCUGGGAGCAUCCGGAAAACAUUUCGGAGCGACGGCCACGGGCUGAGCAGUUCCCUUACCGACUCCUCCCCGGGGGUGGGGGCCAGCUGCCGCCCAUCCUCCCAGCCCAUCAUGAGCCAGAGUCUCCCCAAAGAAGGAUCAGAUAAGUGCUCAGUCAGUGGGCACGGGAGCCUCAACUCCAUCAGCCGCCACUCAUCCCUGAAGAAUCGGCUGGACAGUCCGCAGAUCCGGAAGACGGUGACGGCGGGAAGGUCAAAAAGCUUCAACAACCAUCGGCCCAUGGACCCGGAGGUCAUUGCACAGGAUAUCGAGGCCACCAUGAACUCUGCCCUGAACGAGCUGCGGGAGCUGGAACGCCAGAGCAACGUCAAGCACACCCCUGACGUGGUUCUGGACACCUUGGAGCCCCUCAAAACCUCCCCGGUGGUGGCCCCCACCUCAGAGCCCUCCAGCCCCCUGCACACCCAGCUCCUCAAGGACCCUGAGCCCGCCUUCCAGCGCAGCGCCAGCACCGCUGGGGACAUCGCCUGCGCCUUCCGGCCCGUCAAGUCUGUCAAGGCAGCUGCCCCAGUCAAACCGCCGGCCACCCGACCCAAGCCCGCCGUCUUCCCCAAGACAAACACCACCAGUCCCGCUGUCAAUUCAUCCGCUUCCCCACAGUCUACUGACAAGUCCUGUACUGUCUGAUCGAUAUAAUUUAAGUGUUCUAGACAAGGGGACUAUAGAGACUGAAGACUGUUAUUAAAAAUCUUCCUAUUUAACUAGCUUGGGGACUUCAGUUGAACAUUAGAGUUUAAGUUGUUCUUGCAGGAAUUAGCCUUCCCGACUCCCAGAACCUUGAGAAUGAUGCCCUUGUUAAGGCCCUUCCUUCCCUCUCCCACUGCCCUCUGCUUCCUCCAGUCGUGGUAAUCCAGUCAGUUACAGUACAUGCCAUUCUUAGGUUAGCCAGAGAUAGGGUUUUUUUCAUUAUCAGGUCACUGUGAAAUUUGGCGAGGCAAGCCAUCAAGAGGUGGGCUCAAGUCUCAGUCCUCCCAAGCCACAGGGCAUCUCUUGGCUGUCAGCAUCCAACAGUGGCAUCCUGUUUUGGGGUACUGAUUAUAGAGAAUCAUAUAUAGUCCAUUCUUUGUUUUACACGUGUGCGCGCACACACAGACACAAUACUUGUAGGUUUUUUAGUCUCUGGCAUGUGUAGCCUCUCCUGGUCUUAGACCAGCCUCUUUGUAAGUUAUUGUGGCAGUUCACACAGCUGCCACCUGGGGACCCUGUUUCCGUUAAAAUCCUUGUUCUGUCUGGGCCCAAGAACCUAGUCUUGGAAAUCUCUCCACCUUUAUGAAGUUAAGCAGGAUGGGACUCGAUCCUGGAAUUAAUUGUUUUGGGGCUGGGGGCUUUCUCUCUGAACAUUCUUUCUUCCUGUGACUUGGUCAUUGGUGUUUGCUUUUACUCUCUUCCACCACUGGAAGUACAACCCGAUCGUAUGAAGGCACUUCUACCCUUUCUUUCUGAAUGUAUAGACAUUUCCUGGGUUCCUGUCUUUGUCUCUGAUGGAUCAUUUUCCAUUUGAAACAUUUACCUGGAUAAGACAGUUUUACAGCCAGUUCCUCUAAGGGUAUGGAGUUUUGAGGGUUCAGUUAUUUAUGGCAGAUUUCAAAAAGGUAAAAAAUAGGUCCUCCUCCUUCCUACUUUUUUAGGCACUUAAACCGUAAAAUUCAUUCUCCUCUAUUUAUACAUAUUUUUAAAAAAAUCAGCCUUGCUAACCCCAAAAUUGCCCCCAAUGAGAACUUGUGGACUAAAUUUACCCCUUAGUUUGGUUAUUAUACAAGGUCUCUCUUC